Messenger RNA from Alternaria rosae, 1068 nucleotides. RefSeq lists its product as uncharacterized. The coding region runs from base 1 to 1068 and encodes 355 amino acids. The record is from RefSeq and is a predicted model, not a curated record. The transcript is spliced from 3 exons. NCBI's taxonomy places the organism in Eukaryota, Fungi, Ascomycota, Dothideomycetes, Pleosporales, Pleosporaceae. Gene Ontology annotation, molecular function: protein binding.
AUGGCGCCCACUACACGAUCCGGCAGCAAUCGCGCAGGCGGCAAAGCUAUAGACAAGCAAGUCAUCAAGAAAUCGAAGCAAUCAGUCAAGACGGCCACGAAGCCCGCGAAGGGUACGGAGACCGCAAGUGAAGCUCCGCAGUACUUCCGCUUCCUCGAUCUUUCUCCAGAGCUACGCAACAGAGUCUACGGCUAUGCCAAAGAGGACGACGCCAGCCGCUUCGCUCCACAGCCUAGACGACACCUCUCAGGUGCUUCGCGAAAGGGAUAUGCAGAGCGAACCUGGGGGUUCUUCGCUCUGACUCAAACUUGCUCACAAAUUCGGGCAGAGUAUCGUCCUCUCUGGGUUCAGCAUCUUCGUGUUGCGUUGAUGUCGACUCAUCAGUUGGCCAACUUCCUCGAUACAUUUCUCCAGUCUGAGAACGAGCCCAAGCACGUGCCCAAGCUGGUACAGUUCCUAUGGGAUCAUGGCCACGAUAAUGGAAUGAUCUUCGAUCUUACGCGCAUUCUGCGCCUCCAUUCGCACUCUCCAUCAUUGCAACUUGAAUUCGUUCCUGAGAAUGUCGCACUCGGACAAACUGUGGAUGAAGACAUGUGUCACAAUUGCAUGAUGCGAUAUCAUAGAGAAGAACACGGCCUGGAUCCCGACAGCGACGACGAUGACUGCGACUGUCCACCCCUGCAUAUGAGCAACAGCGCGUGGAAAGAGUUCAAGGAAACCCAGAUGGAGUAUACUUUCGACAUCCCUGAGUUUGUCCACAACACAAAUGAAGCUUGGAUGACGGCUGUGAAAGAAGACAAGGUGACCGUCACUUGCUCGUUCUGCCAGUGGAGUCACCAUGCCAUCUUCAAAAUUCUCUACAAGGAUCCGGUCUGUGAGACGACCACCGACUCUCAACCGGCUUGGGAUCUACUCAAGCAAUGGGGCAUUCUCGAUCUUCAAGUAAAGCGAGCCACGCAUUUCAUCUUGGCGUAUGAAGAGGACCAAACCAUGGACCAUGAUGGCUACAGAAUGAUCAACUCCGUCAAGCGCCAGGUUCUCAUCCGCAAAGUGCCCUCGACGAGCUAG